Molecule: messenger RNA, 830 nt
Organism: Pectinophora gossypiella (pink bollworm)
Lineage: Eukaryota; Metazoa; Arthropoda; Insecta; Lepidoptera; Gelechiidae
Product: phospholipid phosphatase 5-like
Exons: 1
Coding region: 1-828 (275 amino acids)
Biological process (GO): phospholipid metabolic process
Molecular function (GO): phosphatidate phosphatase activity
Source: RefSeq, a predicted model, not a curated record
AUGUGGCCGGGGAUACGUAACCUGCGAACAUCCAUCGAUUCCACCGAGUUAUUCACAGAACUGAUCGUCCGGGUGAUACUGCUGCUGGUGGCGGUUGUCAUGCAACUGACCGUCUCUCCGCACAUGCACCACAUCAGCGAAGUCGACUUGCUCAACAAUUAUAAGCGCCCGCGACAUCAGUCUUACGUACCGCCCUGGGCUACUAUACUGAUUGUCAUCAUCAUACCGUUAAUACUUAUCGGUGUACCCUUGUACCUCACAAAGAACUACGUAGACCUCACCCAGUCCUUCCUGGCGUGGACGCUCGCCCUGUCGAUCAACGCCGUGAUCACGGAAACAAUCAAGCUGAUGACUGGGCGGCCGCGUCCCGACUAUUUCUAUCGCUGCUUCCCAGACGGAGAGAUGACGAAGGAGCUAGUUUGUACCGGUGAUUUGAAAGACAUUCUGGAAGGGAGAAAAUCUUUUCCGAGCGGACAUAGCAGUUUUUCGUUUUGUUCCAUGGGAUUCUUGAGCUUUUGGCUAUGCGGUAAGCUGGGAGUGCUGUCGGGUGAGGAGAGCAAUGCGAUCCACGUGGUGACGUGCGUGUCGCCACUAGUGGCGGCCGCCGCCGUCGCCAUCAGCCGCUGCUGCGACAACCACCACCACUGGGAGGACGUGCUAGUCGGCUCCCUGCUCGGUCUCGUCUCCUCUUACCUGUGCUACAACCAGUAUUUCUACCCUCUCGAUUCUGAAUACUCUGGCUACACGUACGCAAUGACUAGUAAUCGCAUGACUAAUAUUUCUUCGCAAACCAAGAGCUGUACGAAUCAAUUAUCGCUGUGUAGUUAAUA